GCCGUGAUGUGGUGAAAUUUCCAUUGUGCGUUUAACAAAAAAUCUAACUGCAAUGGGCAACAAUAAUUCCACCCAGAAGUUACAGUUGCUCGAGCAAAAGGCUACGUCAAUUUAUGAAAGCUUCAACCUUUCUAACGGCCAGAUACGAAAGGAGGACUGUCUGGAGCUCCUCAAAAAAGUAUCGCAGGACGCCGUAAAGCUUAAGGGUGCGAAACGUAGCGCUGUCGACGCCCUCCUGAGCCUCAUAGAUGACUACCGACGUAAUAUCAUAUCAACGCAACAAAAUGAACGCAGAGUGUCCACCUUCACCGACAGUAGCAGUUUUGUAGCCCUGCCUUUGAACAGUCGCAAAAGUCGAGUUUCUAAAAACCUCGAGUUGAUCUCCAAAAGGAUGCUGACGACCCAACAACCCACCAUGAAAGAGAUUCAGAACAAAAUCCCUAGUCUCAAGCAAGAGAUCCAAACCGCCAUCAACAACAACAACGCCAGGUCGCUCAGAACUUUAGAAAGAACAAUCAAGCUUCUCUCAACUGAUCUACAAAUGAUACAAGUUACCCCUAUGACCCAAAUACAAGAAACCCACGAAGAUAUUCAGAAACAGCUCACAACUGCUUAUGCUCAAGUGACGAAAGCGUUGAAGGAGUUGUCCAGAAUUCCCGAGCACGACCAGAAGAGUUCCAUCAGAUCCGCUACCAAAAAGGAAUUAGAAACAAUGGAGAAAAACGUGGACGAACAGAACAUACUUCUAGAAACCGCCCUUAAAACCGAUAACUCUCUCCUACUCAAACAUGUGUUUGGAAAGAUUGAAGAGUUCAGUCAGCAGUUGGCGGCAUUAGAUGAUCAUCCGAAGAAGAAACGUUUGCUAGAUAAAAUUGAGAAUAUGAGGAUAAAAACAAACGACAGAUUGGAACGUUAUACAAUUGCGAAUCGUUUGUCCGAACAUGAAAAAGAUUUCAACACGAUAAAAAAGAAGAAACACGAUGAAGAAGCAAAAAAACUUAUGGAGAAUCUUCGUAGACACAUCGAAGACAUUCCAGAUAAAACCGAGGACACGAUCAAACGUAAAAAACGACUUUUGAAAGAAGUCAACGACUACAUUGUUCAACUAAGCAACGAAUUAGACGCGGAAGUAAAACUAAGAAAGUCUGACACGAUGCAAUCCAUGGAAGAUUUAUUAAAGACGUGGAAUGACAACAAGGAGGCAAUGAAGAAUGCAAGUAGCGUAGAUGAAGCUAAACACUUAUUUCAAACAUUGAACCAGUUCGAAAGUGCGAUAAGAGAAGUAAAGCAGUCAAUUGAGUCAAAAUUUAAUAUUAGAGAAGCCAGGAGAAGCUCCGUUCGCAGCUACACCAGUUCCACACUUGUAAAAGCUAAAGCUAAAAUUUAUAAUAUUCCAGUUGAUGAUGUUAAAGAACCUAUGAACGUUGCUGUGCAACUACAAGCUGAUAAAAAAGUAGAGGUGUUGAAUGAGAUCAGAAAUAUUCAAGCGAAAUUCAAUUUCUUAAGAGAUAAAAUUAGUAAGGAACCCUCCAACGAAGCGUAUAAAAUAAAACUACAAAGUUAUUAUGACAGAUUGGAAGACUUUGUAAAUUGGCCGAACGAAAACGUGUCAGAAAAAGCAAAAAGCUUGAGGGAAGAAAUGUACGUGCAACUCUCGAACUUCAAACGCCAUUCAGAGAACCGUAAAAGCGCUUUGUUGAGAAUAUCUGUUGAAGCUUCAUUGGAAAAACUCAUGGAUAUACAAUCAUGUGUCGUAUCCAUAGAAUACGAGUUACCUAAAAACAUGGAUAAUCUUCCCAUAUUAAGAGAGUUUAAGGAAACUUUAUUGUUCCAAAAAGGCAAGCUGGAGAAGGUAAAAGUUAAUCCUCAUUACGAUAUGAUUCGUCAGUCUAAAGAAACAGUUUUGGAUAAAAUUAACUGUUGCUUGGAAACAAUAGAACGAAGACUCAGUUGCGAAACAGUUAAGAAUGAAGAAGCUCAGGCUCAAGGUGAAGCUUUGAGAACCGAACUGACAAAGCUUAAAGAGCAAAUUAGAAGAUUCACAGGUGGACACAAAAAUGUACUCUAUAACACAAUAGAAAAGAAGAUGAACAAGCUUUUAGUGGAUGCAAAUGAAUGUUUCAGCGAUGAAGAAUCGAGAAAAGAAGUAGUCUCAGACAUCGAAAAACACUUGAAAAUCUUGGAACAACGAUCGACUAAACCACAGUCAUUUAGGCAAAGUCUUAAUUCAGAAUCGCUCCUGAAGCUGGAUAAGAAGAGGGAAAAGAUUGAAGCCCAAUUAUUAGCAAUUAAUGAAAGUUUAAGCGGAAUUAAAAAUGAGAUUAGGAUCGAGACACCUGAUUCUUUAAAUGCGAGGCUAAACUUACUUAAGAUGGAGCUGGAGCAGCUAUUCUUGAAGGUUGAAGACAAUCACAAGCAAAAGGUGGUGGAACUCUUGGAAGACAUUGAAGGUUGCAUCAAUUUUGUUUCUAAACGACAGACUACAGAGUCUGCCGAGUAUCAAAAUAUUGACGAGAUGAUUGCUGCCAAAGUACAGAAACCGAAGAAGAGCCCAGGUGAAGUUACACUGAAUCAAAUCCAGAAAAAUGUAUUAAAAGCGAAAGAACAGAUUGAAGUGUUUAUAGGAGAUUAUGAUGAAUACCAGAAAUUGGAUGAUAAACUCUUAAAUAUAAACGUAGAUUUGAGACAGUUAAAGUUUAGUGAUGACAAACUAAAUACCCAGAAAAAAGAAUUGGUAAAAACUUUGGACGAUUGUACGAAAAUAUUAGAUAGAAGAUGGGAACAAAUAGAAGAACUUUGUAAAAUUGAAGAAGACAUUCAAAAACUACGUGAGAAAAAACCUGAUUUAAGUGAUGAAAAAAUGGUUGAAGGAUUAGACCAAGCUUUGACCUCUAUGCAAAUAAGACUGACUAAAAUCGAUGUGGAUAAAGUGUUAAGGGAUCGAAAACAUGCCAGUUUUGAGUUUUUGAAAAACUACCUCCAAGCUAUUAGAACUCCAGAAACAGAAGUUUGAUUGAUAUUUUAAAAUUUUCAAAGAUUAAAUGUAUUUAUUUUUUGUAAGUUAGAUAGUUUUUUAUUUGCAUUAAAAUAAAUUAUAUAUUAGAUAAG
Aethina tumida (small hive beetle) is the source of this 3108-nucleotide messenger RNA. RefSeq names its product probable DNA double-strand break repair Rad50 ATPase. Bases 53 to 3013 code for a protein of 986 amino acids. The record is from RefSeq and is a predicted model, not a curated record. The transcript is spliced from 2 exons. NCBI's taxonomy places the organism in Eukaryota, Metazoa, Arthropoda, Insecta, Coleoptera, Nitidulidae.